GCAAUUGAGAGGAUUGCGAUAGCUUCAAAAGCAAGCCCUGGAAGAGAAGAGGGCGCCUCCAAUUUCAGCACGCGGUCCCGAAGCCGUCACCCCUCCCAAUCCCUCCGAGGGACCCCCCCAACCGAGCAGAUCCCCUGCCCCUCCACGAAACAUGCCGGCGCCGCUGCUGGCGAGGGCGCCGCCGACGUGCCUCAGCUGUCUCCGCCGGACCCUCAUCGGCGCCGGGGCAGCUGCCGUUGCCGCCGACCCGGCAUCCUCCGUCUCCUCCUUGCCCUCCAGCUCCGCCGCCGCCGGCCUGACCCAGGUCCGGGGCAAGAAGACCAAGGGCCGACAGUAUGACCAGGGCGUGCUCGUGCGGCUGCUCAAGGACAUCAGGCAGUUUGGGCCCAAGAACUCCAUCUUCCUGGCGCCCCGGGGCAGGAUGCGCAACAUGUGGUACCCCUCCCGCAAGGCCGAGUACAUGACGACGGCCCGCUUCGCCGAGCUGGGCCUGACGCGCGACGCCAUCGGCGAGCGCGACCCGCUCUUCGCCAUCGCCAAGAAGCCGGCCGCCCCCGAGGCCGAGCAACAGGCGGCCCAGAACGCCGCCGCCGCCGACGGGCUCAACGAGAAGAAGAAGAAGGCGUCGGUCAGCCCGCUCAUGUCUCCCGAGCCCGAGCAAGCCGCCGUGCUCCUCCAGAGUAUCAUCCCCGAGGUCAUGAUCUUCCGCCGCAGGGUUAUGGCGCCCAAGAAGGAGGAGCCGCCGAAGCCGUACCGCAGCCCGCUGCUGGCCGACGACGCCUCCAUAUCGACCGACUCGGCCGCCGCCGCCGCCGCCGCCGAGGCCGAGCCCGUCACCACACACGCGGCCGGGACCCCCAUCUUCGGCUCCGUCUCGACCGCGGACCUGGCCCAGGUCGUGCGCGAGAUGCUGCUGGGCCACGGCGAGGCCGCCCGCAUCCCCGUCAAGGAGGAGCACUUCCACAUCCAGGGCGUCGUCGACGAGGGGGGGAACGCCGUGCCAGACGCCACCAAGGUCCGCGCCCUCGGCCGCUGGACCGUCUCCAUAUCCAUCCCGCACGAGGGGGUCGCGCCCGCCGUCAAGCCCGUCGUGAAGCACUUUGAGGUCGUCGAGGAGGAGUCCUCGUGAGCGCGCGCGUCUGCUCGUCUGAUGGGGUAGGUAUAGCUGCCGCUGUGUCAGGCGCAAGCGCCGUGUUAUAUAGGUGGCCAAACACAUGUAAAAAUCACAUUGCUCAAAACUGCCAACUGGUUGAUUCAUGUUUGGCACUGCUCCGUGACGUUCCCGACCGCGGCCGGGGCAGUCAUGAGGUCUCCGAAGAUGAUAUUUAUUCUUGCUACUUCAUGAUAUAUGGCAACACGCGCAAGCCAGACAAAGGAGACCAUUAGACAAAUAAAACACCGCUCUGUUAACCAGCGCGGUCUAUAUCGCCACCUGCCCAAGCGAGGCAGCGAGGGAUGGCAGCGAGAAAAAAGAUGCACGAUGGAAGGGAGAAAAGGGGACAAAAAAAGAAAACGUCCAACUAAAGAAAGACAGAAAAAUAAACAAGCAACCAAAGACGCCCGAUAACCCCACAACAAGAGAUAUGCCC
This is a messenger RNA of Gaeumannomyces tritici R3-111a-1, 1589 nucleotides long. RefSeq lists its product as hypothetical. The record is from RefSeq and is a predicted model, not a curated record. The coding region runs from base 152 to 1129 and encodes 325 amino acids. Gene Ontology annotation, molecular function: structural constituent of ribosome. The transcript has 3 exons. Gene Ontology annotation, biological process: translation. Gene Ontology annotation, cellular component: ribosome; mitochondrion. Lineage: Eukaryota; Fungi; Ascomycota; Sordariomycetes; Magnaporthales; Magnaporthaceae.